This is a messenger RNA of Tachysurus fulvidraco (yellow catfish), 2858 nucleotides long. It is a transcript of the gene cldn8.1, whose product is annotated as claudin 8.1. The coding region runs from base 434 to 1336 and encodes 300 amino acids. Gene Ontology annotation, biological process: bicellular tight junction assembly; cell adhesion. Lineage: Eukaryota; Metazoa; Chordata; Actinopteri; Siluriformes; Bagridae. Gene Ontology annotation, cellular component: plasma membrane; bicellular tight junction. The transcript has 2 exons. Gene Ontology annotation, molecular function: structural molecule activity. The record is from RefSeq and is a predicted model, not a curated record.
UCAUCCACAAGUCCACUGCUGACGGGUAUCAUGUUUAAUAUGACUCUUUAACAUGACUCUGAGUUCGGAGAAGGCUCCCCAGGCAUCAGAGGUGGAUUUGACUAGCUGCUUUCUGCCCCUCCCUCACCAGCAGGUGAAAAUGAGAUCAGCAGAGAAGGGUACGAUUUCACAGCAACCACCUGGAAAUCCCGCCCAUCCUUGACUUCAUUACUGAGUCGAAGGGGCAGGGAGCAAGUGCACACAACUCAUCCACUGGGACUGCUUCAGCACCUGAAUACGAAUCUCAGCAAGAGAGAAAGAGAGAAAGAGCACAGAAAGGAGCCUACUCCAGGAGAAUGAUCAACUGUUUGAUCCAUUCAGACUGAACGUUGGGCCAAGCAUCUACUGUAUCUCCUGAACCACAAGCAGAUCAAGCUAGGAAGCUAGAGCUGAGAUGGCAGGCCAGCCGAUGGAGCUAGCAGCCCUUGUGCUGUCUUUGUUGGGAUUAAUUGGUGUAUCGGCCAGCACGGGGAUGCCCAUGUGGCGCGUGACUGCAUUUAUUGGAGAGAACAUUAUUGUGAUGGAGACUCGUUACGAGGGCUUGUGGAUGAACUGUUUCCGGCAGGCCAACAUUCGGAUGCAGUGCAAGGUCUACGAUUCCCUCCUGGCCCUCACACCUGAUCUCCAGGCUGCCCGAGGCCUCAUGUGCUGCUCAGUGGCUCUGGCUGCCAUUGGCCUAUUGGUGGCCAUAACAGGGAUGAAAUGCACUGCAUGUAUACAAGGAAAUGACCGUGGAAAACGCAUGGUUCUUAUUGUUGCGGGCUCGUUUAUUAUCAUAGCCUGCUUCUGUUGCAUCAUUCCUGUCUCCUGGACUGGCAACGUGAUCAUACGGGAUUUCUACAACCCCCUCCUGAUCGACGCCCAGAGAAGGGAGCUUGGCGAGGCGCUUUACAUCGGGUGGGUUUCCUCGGCACUGCUUUUCGUCGGCGGAUGUAUCUUUGCGUUCUGCGGUGGGUCUGGUGAGAAACGACCCGAGCAGACUCGCUACGCUUACAACAGGGAUGUUCCAUACGUGGCGUACCAACCUCAACCGCAACCACUGAUGUAUCAGCCCCGGUCUCCAGCUGCCUAUAGUUUCGCUUCCAGAGAACCGUCUAUCAUCCAGACAUCUACUCAAUCAUCCAGACACCAGAGCUUUAUCCAGCCAUCAAGGCAGCAGAGCUUCAUCGAGCCAUCCAGGGAGCAGAGCUUCAUCCAGCCAUCCAGGGAGCAGAGCUUCAUCCAGCCAUCCAGGCAGCAGAGCUUCAUCCAGCCAUCCAGGCAGCUGUCAGGUCGUAGCGGCGUUGCCUAUCUAUAAAAACGAUCGGAUAAACACAAACUAACAACAAAAUGCGGGACGGGAAAAGGUCAGAGGAUGUGGUUACUAGAUCCAGUCAAUAUGUGAAUGUAUAUCCUUGUUUACUGCAGUAUAAAUGGACUAAACUCAUUGCACAGCUUUCUAUGACUUGACCGUCGAUCUUUUGUCGAUCAUAAAAAAUCAACAUAAAAAAUGUCUACUUCUAGUUCUAUGACCUGAGCACCUGAGAUUAAUUUUUGUUAUUUUGUGUUUGUUUGUUUGUUUUUUCCCACAAAUUAGCAUAUUGUUAGCAAUUUUAUUGUCAAAUUGAACUGUUUUUUUUUUAAUGCGGGUAAAAAAACAAAUCCUUUGUACAAUAAAAAAGUAAGCUCUUUUUUUUAUUUCUGUAUACGGAUGUGGAUAGAAGGUCGAGACAGCUCAUUUGCAUGCGAUAAUGUUUACCAAUCUCUUUGUCCCUUUGUGUGCUCCGGCGUCUUGGUGAUCUGCGUGCCCAGAGGCUCCCUUGUGAAAUGUGAGCCAAUGAGCAUACGUUGUCUUAAACCAGACACACCUUUUAUAUCCACACAAACUUUAAAACUGAAGCAGAACAAGGACAACAAACAUCUAAUAAACCUUCACAUUCGCUUGGCAUUGUAACUGUGCACAUUUUUCAUUGACCAGAGAACAGGUUUGAUGCUGAAUCACGAUAACAAAAGCAGAAGCAUCACAUCACGGAUAAACUUCUCCAGCUCUAAAUGUUCCUAUCUACUACUGGAAGUCCUGGAAACCACUGUUUUUUUUUGUUGUUGUUGUUUUUUUUGUUGUUUUUCUAAAUCAUUUCAAAAAUGUUUUAUUUGCUGAAAACUGUGUAUAAAUAUAUUUUACACAAAUUCUGUCUGGUUUUAUCUGUUCAUAAAGACUUCAUAACGUACAGAAGUAAUGUCAUUACUUGGUACACUAAUGUUUUAUGGUCACUCGAGCUCAACUGGGCGUUAGCACCGAGAUCGUUCGCUAACUACAUAGUUAUUGAUUAAAUCAAAGGAGGGAAAGAAAUUUAGAGAAAUGGUUGAUUUAUUAGAAUUAUUAAUCCCAGUAAGGAUUUAAAGGCAAGCUGAAGAGAAGCCGAGGACCGAGAGGGCGAACAGACGCGAGUGGAAGAACUGGAAAAAGGGAAAUUAGCGGCUUUGCAUAUUUCAGAGGCGAGGCAAAUGAGGAAUAGGUGGAAUCGGGCCUUCACUAAACAAUGGCUGUUUAUGCUCAGGGAAUGCCUGUUUAUUAGGUACAUCUACAAUAUGGAUCACUUUGUAGGUAAACAGUUGCUCAUACGGAUGGAAAUGUUUAUCACUGAGCAUCACUAGACCUGAAAUAAAGGUGUAAAUAAACGAUGACAUGUUUGCUGACAGAUUUACAUAUGCAAUUAGUGUAAAAUCAGUCAGUCUUACAGUAAAAAUAAUAUCGCCAUGGUUACACUCAGGGUGGUUCUAGGAUUUCAUCUUUAGGGGUUUUAGCCCUCAGUGAGAAUUUAAAAAAAGAAGAGUUUUAU